GCGAAGUAUAGCCAGAUCUAACAAAUAUACACAGUCUAUCUUCCCAAGCUCCCAGAGCUUUCUCUGUGUCUUUUGGAGAGUUGUAGGACAAGACAAGUUGUGGGUUCUCCUUUUCCUGACAAGAUUCCGGCGUCUUCACUAGGCGGAGAUGUCUGUCCCAGUGUUUGCUGCUCUCCUCAUAACUCUCGACACCGCCCUAGCCCAAGUGCCUCUGUCGUGGGAUACUCGGCCCGUGUGCCAAGCUUCUAGUCCGCUCCUCUACUUCAACUUGGCGGAGACGGAGAGGGCGGCCGCUACUGGCAGUAUCAAGCACACGGGAAAGCUGUUCACUCAGCUCUUUGAUACCGCCUGUCCGAACUAUUUCUUCCAAAAAUACCGCACCAUUGACGGGACUUGCAACAACUGGCGAAACCAGGGUGCCGCACGCACACAAGCUCGGAGACUCCUACCUCCUGCCUACGACGAUGUUAAUCAAAAGCCCCGGCAGACAGCAGUUAGCGGCAAGCCGUUGCCCAGUGCUAGAGCAGUCAGCAUAGCCGCUCAUCCACCCACACCCAAGGAGCUGGGACUCACCAACAUGAUCAUGCAAUGGGGACAGUUCAUAGACCAUGACGUCACCGCCUUCCCUGUCGCUACUGAGCUAGAUUCGACCAUCAAGUGUUGUGGAUCAAACAGUUCCAUCCCACAACUAUGCAAGGACGAGAACUGUUUCCCUAUCCUUCUUCCGGCGAACGACGGAGACUUCAGGGGCACGUGCAUGGAGUUUGUGAGGUCUGUGGCUGCCAGGGACCCCCAGGGGAACAUUUUAAAUCCCCGUCAGCAGAUCAACUCGGUGACGUCAUUCAUCGACGGCUCACAGAUCUACGGUUCAUCCGAGGAGCUACUCAAGAAGCUGAGAGAACCAAAUUCUUUUCUGUUGAAGACCAAAUUAGGUAAAUUCUUACCGGAGGCGACAGAUGAGGCCGAAGGCUGCAUCCUGCGAGAAAAUUCCAACGACUACUGCUUCCUGGCAGGAGAUUCCAGAGUGAACGAACAUCCUGCUUUGGCCAGCAUGCACACACUGUGGAUGCGAGAACACAACAGGAUUGCCAGAGAACUGGCCAAACUUCGGCCACAGGACUCCACAGAGGAAAUUUUCCAGCUCACCAGGAAAAUUGUUGGUGCUCUCCUUCAGAAGAUCACCUACAACGACUGGCUACCUAUAAUCCUGGGAACCGUGGCCACCCAAGGCAAACUGGUGUCCAAGAGCGGCCGAUCCACCCCAAACCUGGCCGUGGACCCACGAAUCAGCAACUCUUUCUCCACAGCCACCUUCCGAUUUGGUCACUCGUUAGUUCCCGCCGAAAUCCUCAUCGGAGAGAGAAACGUGCACCUAAGAGACCUGUUUAACAGACCUGCGGAAGUCUUGGAUAAUCUGGACGAUGUUUUAGCAGGUCUGGCUGCAGUGAGCAGGAUCCACGGGCCAGUCGCUUGUACCUCUUGUCUGUUAGAGGACGUGGACAGGGAAGUCGCUGAGGAUCUCACCAAGUUUCUGUUCGAACCUCCGAACUCUCCCCGAGGCUCGGGAUUCGAUCUCGUGUCCCUCAACAUCCAACGCGGGCGUGACCACGGCAUUCCUCCCUACACCACGUUCCGCGAGUUCUGUAAUCUCCCGGCCUUGACAGGAUUCAACGAUAGGGCGCUGGGUCAGCAUGGUUCAAGGUUGGCCACCGUCUACGAGUCUGUGGAUGACAUCGAUCUGUUUACUGGAUUACUGUAUGAGCCACACGUUUACGGUGGAAUCAUUGGGGAAACCUUGAUGUGCCUGAUCGGUAACCAGUUCAUACAUCUCAAAUCUGCUGAUCGAUUUUUCUUCGAUACCUCAGAGCUGGAAUUUGGAUUCACAGACGACCAGCUAGAAAACAUCCGAAAAACAACGCUGGCGUCAAUCAUGUGUGAGAACCUCGAGAUGCCUCAGUUGGUGGUGGAUGUGUUCCGACUGGUCUCCAACAACAACAAAUUGACUGAUUGCCAACAACUGAAAGGCGCCCUGAACCUGAAACUGUUCCAGUAAUGAAGCGAAUGACCAGCUGUAAGAGUUCUCGCGGGGUGGGUGGAAGGACCUCCCACGCCACAACGGAGACUGGACUUCCAACAUGGUUUUUCCCACGACUUUUGCUGUAGGUUUCAACUCCAACCAUUGCUUUUGAAUACAAGGAAUUAGUGUGUAUGAUGAACAGCAGUCAGUUCCAAGCCAACAGAUUACUACUGUUUUGUUGGGACCCUGCGAUCAAGCUCGGGAAAAAAGAAAAAGAACAAAAAAAUUAACUGGAAUUUUGUGGAAUUUGCAACUUUUUCAAUAGUUUAAGACUUUCCCCGGAACUUUUCCC
Molecule: messenger RNA, 2369 nt
Organism: Aplysia californica (California sea hare)
Lineage: Eukaryota; Metazoa; Mollusca; Gastropoda; Aplysiida; Aplysiidae
Product: peroxidase-like protein 3
Exons: 15
Coding region: 149-2053 (634 amino acids)
Biological process (GO): response to oxidative stress
Molecular function (GO): heme binding; peroxidase activity
Source: RefSeq, a predicted model, not a curated record